AUGGCCGAAGCUCGCCUCCUGGAGGAGCUCGAAAAGUUCGCUGCGCGCCCGGAUAUCCUGAUCAUGGACGACUUUAACGCGCCCCAUAUUGACUGGAGCUCAAUUCAUGCAAAUAGCUCAGAACAGACCUUCGAUAGGAGUUUUCUGAACACGGCACUGAAGCCAUUUCUCACUCAACACGUCAUGAUACCAACUAGAGUACGCGAAGGCCAACAAGCCAACUGCCUUGAUCUUGUCCUUACGAAGUCACAGGGCAGCAUUGAUGAGGUGCCAUGCCUACCCCCUUAGGUAAAAGUGACCACGUCGUUCUUCUAUGGGAUUACUCGCUAUUUUCCGUGUCCAAGGAACCCGUGACAGUUAGAAGAAACCUUUGGGGCGGGGAUUUCGACCAGAUGAGGGCUGAAACUUCACGCAUUGAGUGGGAGUCCUAAUUUGUUGGAAGCAUACUCGUAGACUGGCAACGGUUCCGAGAAAUUCUGCACGAGCUGAUCGCAAACAACUGUCCGCUUUCACGGAAGGGGUUAACUAACAGACCUCGAUGGCUUACGCAAGCCUUGAAGAAUAAAGUGAAUAAAAAACGAACGCUGUGGAAAAAAAUCGCUUUCUGACAGGAGCCCCACAUCUAUAUGCGCGUACAAAAUUCAAAGAAAUCGAGUCAAGGGCUCUAUCCUCGAAACUAGAAGGGAAUUCGAACGGGAUCUGCUUAACCGUGCCGCAGAGAAUCCUAAAUUAUUCUACGGUUACAUAAGGCAGUGUACGCGGAACAAGGACCCAAUACCACUGCUAAAGACUGCUAAAGGCGAACAUCUCAUUGAAGACAGAGCGAAAACUGAUCACCUUUCAGCAUUUUUUUGGUCUCUUUUAGUAGCGAAACAGAAUUAAACCCUUUGGCCCUUCAGCCUUUCGAAGACACCACAAUUAUGGAGACCGUUCAGUUCACUGAGGGUAUGGUCCUGGCGGAGUUGUUGAGGCUAACGGAAUCCAAAUCACCAGGUCCCGAUGAGAUUCCGGCGAAGAUUUUAAAGGAACUCGCCGGCGAGUUGGUUUAACCACUCUCCAUGCUUUUCCAUAUGUCCUUCGAGACCGGAUAUCUGCCACCCGACUGGAAGACGGCGUGGAUUACGCCGCUGUAUAAGGACGGAAGUCGGGUCUCUGCGAACAAUUACAGACCUGUCAGCCUCACCUCCAUCUGCUGUAAGAUUAUGGAGAAGAUAAUGAAGCAACAGUUAAUGCAGUUCCCUGAAAAAAACCAUCUGCUUUCCGAUUCCCAGCAUGGAUUCUGCAAAAGCAGAUCCUGUGUGGCAAACUUGCUCUACUGUGUGGAACACUGGACUAGGGCUGUUGAUAGAGGAGAUAGGGUGCAUGCCAUCUAUAUCGACUUUAAAAAGGCCUUCGACAGUGUGCCUCAUCACCGCCUUCUAUACAAACAGCCGUGCAGGAGUGCGAGGUAAGCUUCUGAUGUAGAUUCGAAGCUUUUAACUCGGCCGCUCUCAAGCCGUCCACGUCGGCGACCAGCACUCUGCCGAGGUUGCCGUUAGGAGUGGUGUUCCCCAAGGCUCUGUUCUUGGCCCUACACUGUUCCUCGUAUACGUCAAUGACUGCGCAAACGAACUGGAUUGCGAUGUCGCAAUGUUUGCCGAUGACAUAAAGAUCUGGAGUACCAUACGAAGCGAAGUUGACGAGGCGUGACUGCAGACAAAUCUGGACCACCCCGAGAAAUGGUCGGAAGACUGGCUUCUACCGUUCAACGUAAACAAGUGUAACUUCCUACGCGUCGGUGGAACCAGUUCUCCUAACCGCACGGUCUACCGUCUGACUGGCAAACCACUGCAAAAAGUCGACGCCCAGAAGGACUUAGGCGUAUGGAUCACAACCUCGCUUAAGCCUUCGCUGCAAUGCUCAAAGUUAGCCAAGUCGGCGAUGUCCAUUCUAUACCUCGUCAAACGGACGUUCUACUCCUUUGAUGCAGACCGCUUCGCCAAGGUCUUUCAAACUUUUGUGCGAUCGCAUCUGGAGUUUGCUAUCCAAGCAUGGAGACCCUGGAACGCUAAAGACUUGGGCAUACUCGAAAAAGUUCAACGGCGAGCAACGAAACUUGUAUCUGGGCAGUUGUCACAACCCUACGAAACACGAUUAGCUAAUCUUGACCUCUUUCCUUUGAGUUACAGACAGCUACGUGGGGACCUGAUACAAGCUUUCCGCAUCGUGCGCAAUCAGGGCUGCUGCCUCGCAUCUGGAGACUUCUUUGAGUUGGCGACUACGAUUAACCUGAGAGGCCAUCCACUCAAACUGCGUGUGACUUGUGCCCGGCUAGACACACGAAAGUUCUUCUUCUUCAACAGAGUGGUUGCAGCAUGGAAUGCCAUGCCUGAGGAUGUUAGGACAGUAUAGGUCAGUAUAUUUUAAGAGUAAUAGGCAAGGCCUUUAAAAAUCCUAAUGUAAACGGUGCAUGCGAUAUCUAACUUUAAAUAUACACGGUACUAAAAUGAUGUCAGUAAUAUAUACACUUAACCGAAUAUUUUCGUUGAAAAUGCAGGACCAAAAUUUGAGAAAAUUCAGUUGUAUAUGAUUUCGGUAAAAUGGAAUGACAGUCAUCCACAUUAGCGGUAUGUGUAUGCAAGGCGUUGGUUUGACACCACAGAGCUGUUCUGUCCAGACAAGCGUUUGUGUCCAAGCAAAUAUGCAUCAAGUCUUUGCUUGAACGUCUUCGUGGUAUCCGCCAUUAUUACGUCCUCGGGAAGCCCGUUCCAGGCACCGACGACUCGCUGUGAAAAACAGUAUCUGCGAACGUCCAGGCGACAUCGGGAUCCUCUCAGUUUUAGAGAGUUCCCACGCAGGUUUGUUGUUGUGGUCAGGGUGAAGAAAUCGUCUUGGUUUAGGGUACAUUCCCGGUUCCUCAAUAUCCGAUACGCCUGUAUGAGAUCUCCUUGAAUCUGCCUGUACUCAAGAGGAAAGAGUUAAGGUUAACUAAGUCGGCAGUUGUAAGGUAAAGUCCUGAGGCCUUGUACAAUUUUUGUUGCUCUCCUCUGGAUUCUUUCUAGCAACUUAUAGUCGUUUUUUGCCACGAGCGCCAAGCUUGGAUUCCAUAUUCCAGAUGCGAACGAAAGAACGCUCCGUAUACUUUUCCAAAAAACUCUUUGUCUAUGUCUGCGAAAGUUCGUUUAAUGGCAAAGAAAACACUAGUUGCCCUUUUGGACUCCCUAACGCACUGAGAGGAAGGCUUAAGAGUCCAAAAAUGUUGAUCCCAAGAUCUUUUUGUUCGGUUACAUUUAAAACGCACCUUCCACAAAGUUGGUAAUGGUGGUCCUCUCCGUCAACUCUUGCAGUCGUUUUGAGUCGCAGCGCGACACACUUCUCAAGGCUAAACUUCAGCAGCCAUUUGUCAGACCAUUCGCAUAGGCGGUUCAGUCCUUCUUGCAGGGCCCGUUCAUCAUUUUCUCCGUUGAUCGCUCACCAUAACUUGAUGUCAUCGGCAAACAUGACGCCGUUGCAGUCCAGUCCAUUCAUACAGUCGUUGACAUAAAUUAAAAAUAGUACUGGUCCGAGUACAGAGCCCUGGGGAACUCCACUCACAACUGGUACUGGCGUUGACUUCGCACUACCAAUACACACAGACUGUAAUCGACCAGUCAGAAAGCCCUUUACGCAGUUUAAUAGGUUUCCCCUUAUCCCUGACUCUCGGACCUUGUAAAGUAAUCGGUGGUGUGGAACACCAUCAAAGGCUUUCUUGUAAUCGAUAUAAACGAUAUCAACCAUUGUUCCUUCGUCUAACGAGCGAUACCACUGUUCCGUUGAAUGAAGCAUAUUAGUUAGGCAGGAGUGAUUUCGUCGAAAGCCAUGUCGGGAACUAGCAAUGAAAUUAUUUUCUUCAAGGAACCUCAUGAUGGAUUUUUUGGCUAUUCUCUCCAUGACUUUGCAACAAAUCCACGUAAGGCUCACCGGCCGAUCAUUGUUUGUACUUGUUCUAGAUCCACCCUUGUGAAUGGGGUAUAUGUUCGCUAUUUUCCAAUCAGAGGGGAGAAUGCCUCGGUCAAAGGACGACCUAAAGAUGUGCCAAAGCGGUUUGGCGAGUUCGCAAGUCAACUCCUUCAGAACUUUUGCCGGAAUUUGGUCUGGACGCGGAGACUUGCCCUCCUUAAGCACUAGAAGUUCCUUCCUCACAUCUUCUUCCGUGAAGUCGAUGCUUUCUAUUAUUUCGUCGGUUGUCCCAGCUGGCAAUCCAGCCUCGUCAGAGUCCGUUUCAUCUGUGAAAACCGAUACGAAAAACCGGCUUAGAUGUUCUGCCUUAGCGUCAUUUUCGAUGAUAUCCUCAUUGUUUUCUCCUUUCAACACUGCGGCCGUCUCCUUUUUCUUUAACCUACUGUUGAUGUAACUGAAGAGCACUUUUGGCUUAUCGACGGCCCGUUCCAUAACUCGCAUUUCAUACUCCUUCCGCGACCUGCGGAUAGCCGACCUUACCUCGUUUCGCUUUCGACGAAAUUGCUCGUAAUGGGAUGGUUGUUUUGUUGUUACUUACCUUCUCCAUAGUUUGUUCUUCCGGUUUACUUCUUUUUUUGUAUCCCGCGUUAUCCAGGCAGGACGAUUAUUCUUUUUGACUCUCUUUGUCGGACAGUUUCGAUGCAUGAGGUCGGCUACAACUCCCUUCAGAGUGUUCCAAUCAACGUCUGGAUGACCGGAAAGAACAUCAUUCCAGUCCACUGCCGAUAAUUCCCUUCUCAUGGCGGCAAAAUCUCCUCGCCAGAAAUUCAGCCUAGGCUCAGUCGUAUUCACUUGUUGGCUGCAUAGGCGGUAUUCCCAAAACAGCAUGACAUGGUCACUCUUACCGAGCGGUGUUAUGGGCCUAAGUUCGCCAGGGUUAAUUGGGUCUUUUGUAAGGACGAGGUCCAGACAAUUCACUCCUUGGUCCUCUGUGAUCCUGGUUGGCAACGUGACGUUUUGUACCAGAAAGAGAUUAGCCGUUAGCUUCAAGAGCCUGGAAUCGAAGGAAUUUCGCGAACUAUUUACUAACAAAUUGUUCCAGUCGACCGUGGGUGCGUUGAAAUCUCCGGUUAUCAGUACCUCUUAGUUUUGUGACACCUCUUUACUUAACCCAAAUAUCGCCUCGUCAACCUCAGCAGUUUGAUUGGGCGGCCUGUAUACGGUCAGAAAAUUCAAAUUAGGUGCGCCACGCAUCCUCAGUUUUAACCACAUUGUCUCACAUUCGCCGGAGCAAUCGGUUUUGUGUUCCGACGCGAUGAUUCCUCUCUUGACGUCGACCGCUAUUCCUCCUCCUUUUCUAUGCAGUCUGUCCCGGCGAAAAAGUUGGUAUCCAUCGAAUGUAAUUUCGGCAUCCAAGACUUCGGUCUGAAACCAAGUCCCUGUGAUAGAAAUGACAUCCGACUGCGUAUCUGUUAACCCAUCAUUCAGCUCAUCUAGCUUCUGGAACAAACUCUGAGCAUAUGCAUAAAGGAAGCGGAGCUUAGCCCGGGCAGAUUCCUGAGCGAUUUUUGGGUCAAAGUUGCUGAAUAUUUCGUGCGAGUUUUCGAGUAUAUCGUCCCCUUCCGAGUCUACUGCUGUUUGAUUGGACUGGAUAUUUGUGUGUUGGCCGUCGUUUUCUCUCAUCGGUUCAUCAGAUAGGGCGUUCUUUCCUUAUUAUCUAGUUGUUUAUUAUGCUCAGUGUUAUUGGUUGUCUCCAGAGGAAUGAGCUCCGAACAUUUACGAUUUUCCCAUUCAAUAUUCGUAGGUUCCUUUCGCCGGAACUGUAUCUUCUGAGGAGUUCGGCCUUGAGUUCCCUCCAUUUCUCUCGUUCGGCCGGUGAGAAAUCCCGCUGAAAAAAAAUGUUAGGUGGGCAUCUUGCAGUGCUGGUUCCCUAUUCAGCAGUAAUAGUGUUGGUUCCUCACUUUCGAAAAUAAUUUUUAAUGGUUUAUGAUGUCCCGACUUGCCCUUCAAAUGCUUAAUUGGUCCUAUUCUGAAAGCUUUUAAGACGGUGAUGUUCUCGUUCUCUUGUAAUAGGGAUUUGAGAUAUUGCUGGAAUAAUUCUAUAUCGUGGUUUAUUCUGUUCUUUGGGAUGUCUGAAGAAGACUCAGGCAUACCCUUUACGAUGAUGCAUUUAUUGCGAUCCAUAGGGUGCUGUCGUCUAUUUUUAUAUGCACAGUCUGCAUCGCGAAAGUUUUUGUUGUCAUCAAUGUCCCCUUCAGAGACAGUUGUCAUGGUAUAGCUACCGCAGGGUUCGUCGUUUAUCUAGGCUUCUUGGUCAUGUGGUACCUCUUGUGGCAGUGAGGCAUUUGCUUGCAUUCUGUGUUGAGUCUGCUCUCCCCUACUGGCGCUCUGACAUACUUGGUCUUUUUGGGAUGCUUUGAGAUGUCUCCAGGUUUUUUGAGCUGCUCUUCGGUUAUUUUUCGCUCGCACAUGAGACAGGGUCUCGGUUGCGAUUGGGUCCGUAGACGGGCUAUCUUCUCUUUCAGGGACUAAUACAGUUACUGAAGUCGUAUUGGUCGUUUUUUUGGUCAUCUUCUGAACUUCCGACAUCGCCAUCUUUUUCCUUUCGGGUGAAUGGUGAGGCAGUUUCAUCAUCUUCUCCAUCUCAAUUCUUGGAUUCCUUAUAUCCCCCCCCCCCCAUCUCCAAGAUUUUCUGAAGAAGUCUAAAACAUGACGUGCAGGUUUUGUCCUCGCAUUUAACAUCCAAUAAAUUUAUUAGACCCCUUGCGCGUUUGGCGGGAGGUGAUUAUACAGCAGAGGACUUAUCGCAGUAGUCAUUUACACAGCGUCUUUCGGUUACUUCAUUUUUGUCAAGCAGCCUGGUGCGCGUCAAUGGCGUAGUGGUAGCGACAAUUUCAGCGUCACUAUUGUGAUCAGGUUCGAAUCCGUCCCGAGGCGGAUUUUUUGCCCAAUGUCUGGAGGACCCUGAAUCGACUACCAUUAUUAAGUCAAUAAACUCGAAACUGGAGAAGAUGACUUGUUCAUUCCGUGCAGAAUAGUGAAGGAUAGUUCGCAACUGGACGAAGGUGCGUCUGUCGCCGCGGCGGCGUCCACGAGAACGACCAGCCGUGUGUCGCCGAAGGUCGCCGCUGCAAAAGUGUCGUGGCAGAUCGUUUACGCAGUGGUCUAGACUGUAUCCGCCUGUGUUACCAGUCAGCGAGAGGAGUUGCGUCGAUUAGCUUCGAGCUCACCGCUAUAUCAUAAUCCCUUUUGAGAUAUCGGAGAUUAUGAAUGAGCGGCUGAGCAAUUUUUGUGGUACUAGGCCCAGCGCCUGGGAAUCUACGAUUUCUCUAUCAGAAGGGUUGGUCCGUCGGAGCUGAGAAGCAGCGCAUUUCCUUUGGUUAUGAGACCGUAGAUCACCUUUAUUGAAUCGAGUAGGUUCUCUGUUUCAUUACGGGCAGCAUACCCCUGGCCAUCUUAGGCCUUACGAGCCUACACAUUUUGUCGAGCAAUUUGCGGAUGUCUGUGUCGUUGUCGUAGACAUCCGGAGCAGUGGUUUAGGUGGUAUUCUACUGUUGACAUCACCAAGUCUCUGCAGUGGCGUUGACGUCCGAGGACAGCAGUUCUUCCAAGUACUGGGUUAACUGAUAGCUAAAAUGCAAGCGGUGAGCAGACAAAUUCAGCUGAAUAGCAUUUAAGUUACCUCGUGGUCGUUUUGUUUGUGGUCUCCCGCGGGGUUGCAGUUGGAGCCUCAUCGUGGAGAGGACGAAGCGGUGAUCCGUCCAGCGGUCGACGUCACAGAAAGCCUUGGUCACCAGCACGUCUUACCGAUCUCGCCUCCGGAGGAGGAUGUAGUCCAACAGUUGCCAGCACGCGUCCGGGAUGCGUCCAGGUAGCCUUCUUUCACGUUGGAGUACAGAAGGUGUCAGUUAGGAGAAGGCGGUGCUCUGUCUGGGUUCGAAGAGGCAGAAGACCACUGUAUUGUAGACGGCGAUUCCAUGGGAACUUAGCGCGCCCCUCUAGAGAGCGCAGUCUGUUCCAACGCGGACAUUAAAGUCACCAAGGACUAUCAGCCUGUCCACCUUCGACUCAGUCGCCAGGAGGGCGUUCAGGUCCUUGUAGAAUUGGUUCUUUGCUGCGUCAGAGUCGGUCAUCGGGGGGGGGGGUAGACUCUGUCGAUAAAAGCGAAUUUGGCUUCUCGAAGAGGCAGACUCCGACUCAUGAGCCUGUCGUCGAUGUCCUGUGGCAGACAAGGCAGCCGUCCCACGACGCCGCUCUGGAAGGCAAAGGUAGCCCCUGCACUGCAUCGCUCUGUCUUUGGGCGGCUCUCUAGAAACAGUCGUAAUGGGCAAUCGCCUCCCCUAGUUGACCAUGUUCGGGGAGGCGCAUCCCGUUGAGGACAGCAAUGCCCUCCUUGUAGCACGCCAAUUCUCGAGCGAUUAAUGCAGUUCCGGCCGGUUUCCCCUCAAAUUGCUUAGUAGGCAUAACGUGGGCGGACUCACCUUAGCAGCUUGUGUGGUGGGGCGGGGGACGGGACGUGGGUUGCAGUCUGCGAACCACAGAAUGUGUGCAGAUAACGUUAUCUCAAAGUCUGCUUAGGGGGCUUUUUCUAGCCCCAUCCCCGCAAGGCGGUAAACAUUUCUGUCUCUAAAUAGGGCUGCUAAGACACCCCAGUUGGCGGCCGAACUCCACUUUGGGUCAUGGCUUGGUCCACUGGGAGAUCGACCCUACAAAGUCUGAGCCGCCUACAAGAUCACGUGUUGCCCUAUUCGUAGGACUUUUUUAAGUGAACUUGGUGGUAAGGGAGAUGCGCGAAGGAAGGGCGGGGAGGAGGGAGGGGGGAGGAACAAAUACGUGAACGGAAUUGUCGGGUGUGGACACACACAGGACCGGCUACUUUAAUUUGGUUUAGCUCCUGGUAGAGGCGGUUACCGGACGUAGCCGCUAAACAAGACCUAUCUUCGGAGAACCACAGAUGAGCCAGAUGCCAUCUAAUGGUCAUGUGGAGCAGAGACUAUUUACAUGAUAUGACCUACCAUGGCAAGAGCGGGUUGUACACCGUAGUUCAGCACGUCUUGACGUUGCCCACAUGGAAGCAGGAUAUAGCUGCGGUAUUCUCGCUUGUAUCGAUAGAUCGGGUAUUUUGCCAACUCAAUCGUCUUACUAUCCAGACAGAAACGGCUUGAGGCAUGGUGCCGCCGAACGGCAUCUUUGUCCUUUCAUAGUUCAGUUCAAGGCACGGUGUGCAGGAUUAUUCGGCCAGUGGUGAGUUUGGCCCCCUCAAAAAGGACCUCCAAGCAAUGCGAUAUAGUCCGCAUAAGUAAAUUUCGAAAGGACAAGUCCUCAUCUUACCUGGACGCCAUUCGAUGACUAAAUGCUGUGUACUGCGUUGUCUAUCGAAUAGCUACAGAGGACUUAUAAGUAAACACACUUUGUCGGACGCUAAAGUUGACAUUGAUGUAUUAACUUUCUUCAUAAUAAACUUGAGCUUAAGUGCACGUGAGUAGACAAUAUACCUCAGCGUAGCUCGUGAACAUCGGGGCGUACCAAUAGUCCUUAUGGUCUUCCAGGGAGCGCUUCCGAUGACCAAAUCAAACGCUGAAGUGAAAACACGAAAACGGACAGCCGCAUUCAGUUGAAAGUAAUGCCCUGUUUCGGGAGCUGAGGGGAGUCAACACAUGUUCUAUAUCCCCUCUGCACUGGUGACUCGAAAAUGGUCCAAGCAGAUACUCGUGGAAGUCUUCGUAGGGAAGUUAACUAAGUUAAGGUUAAUCAGGAUUGACUAUCAUCAAGGCGAGACUGUUUAAAACAGAAAAUUGCGCGUUAUUUCCUAUGAGAACGCGAUGUUAAAAAGGUACCAGUUUGCUAAGGUGGCAGGAGAAAAAUGCCACUGUCCAGUGCAGCUCGGCCUUCAUAUUUUACACCGGUGUUGUCGGAUACGGUCAUGCAUUUGUAAACAGAUAUAUCGGAAUUACAGCGAGUCCCCACCAAAAACCAAAUAUGGGAGACCAACUAAGCCCACUUUAAUCAGAUAGUCGCUGCACACACGGAGCUAGUACGAACCCAUUAGACAGCAUUGUUGCCACAGUCAAGGGUAGAUCUGAUAGGGGAUGCUUCGAAGUUAUGUUUAUAAAAUGCAACGAAGGUUCAAAUGGUCUGCUCGAGCUGGAAACAAUAAAAAACGUUCUAGAGAGAAAAAAGGCGAGCAAAGACAAAUAUAAGGUGUUUGGGAUUAAAAUAUUACCGAAGGGAGUUGAUAAAAAGUAGUAAAAUUGUCAACUGGAUUUUACUACACUGAAACUCCGACGCGAAAGUCAAACGGAGUCGGGAGUGAUUGUGUUGGUCACACAUUCAAGGUAAAUUUCACGAUUAAAAAGGAGUCUAGUAGACAUCACUUAAGAUAAAAUGAUAGACAGCCUACACAAUGCGGCCUCAGUGAAUUAACUCUUCGGGAAUUUUAGUCAUUACGCCUUGCUAUUACCACCAUUGAUUAGGUGUGAGGUUAUGGCUGUUGGCCUUUCUAAGCACCAUUAAGCCGGUUUCGUCCUCUAUCUUAGUUACUGACAUCCCAGUAACGACGAACUCAAUGCCACUGCUAAUCAGUACGCCCGUCUUAGUUAACCUUUUUUGGCCAAGUGGAGCAAGGCAGCCCCUCUUCCUCAGACCGACAUCCCUAAAGUUGCUAAAGGCGGUGGCAACUGCUCCCCACGUUAUAGCAUACCUGGACAGCCUUAGUCGGAUCAGGGAAUCCGUCUCGAUUCCGACUCAUUAAGUUGUAUGAGUUGUUUUAGAUGCUGGAACAUCGCUCCAUCAUAUCGCAUACGGACAACAGUAGCCACAUCGAACGUAUAACUCGUACGUUAAGGAGCUCCCUUGAGGGUGCACUGAACGUUCAGCAAACUGCUCAUGAGAUUGCAUUACCUCACAGCCUUCUGACCCAUUAGCCCGUCACUAUUUUUCCCUCUAGCCGCGCCCAUCUUAUGCUUUUCCGUGGUGUUCCUUUACUAUCAGAUGUUUCUUACCCCUGCCUUUCGUAUAUCAUCCGACGCUCCACUCCCAGAAGUGGGACUGGUAGUACAGGAAGCGAAUGUUUACUAAAAAUGCGAAUUCUGUCAUUCACUUUGCGGUCUUUUCUUUAUCUGUAAAUAUUAGAGCCAAUGUCAGUCUAGGUUAUAUCUGAUUCGUCUGACGGCCACUCCCAGCUUUAUGCUCGGGAUACGGUUUUUCUUGCAUGCUCUCCAUCUGGCUGCCAUUCGUCGCUCACUCCAUGCAAGCAAACUUUUAGCUUCCACUUCUUACCUGUCGGAGGCUCUCCCUCAGGACCGCAUGGUGACUGCGAUAACGAAAACUACCAAAGACAUCAGGAGUCUGAAUUCGCCGCAGAUUUCGGUGGGGCACUCGUUUCAUGGACUAUUCUAAAGCACAUCCUAACCCAUAACAGUUCCUUCACAGUCGUAAUGGUCGAAUAUGUGAUCGGUUUUGUUUCAGGUAGAGCAGAAACUGGGUUCGCGUCAGACACGAGAAUCUCCCUCUAGACUCGUUAGCCGAAUCUGUCCAGCCGGAGCACAGCUGUUCCUUGAACUCCUAUUUCCAGUUAUUUUGCCUCGAUCUCAUUAUGCGAGCGUCCGGCUAUCCUGGAAAGAAUGGAUCGCUUUUGUUUUUAGCCGCUGAAUAAUCAGAAACAUUUGAGAACCGGUACGGCCGCCUGGACUGAGACGGGGUGAAUAGGUUGUUAAAGUAGGGCUACUUAAGUUAAUGGAUUACCUAUCACACUGAAAGGUUAUCCGUAUGAGAUACCCACUAAGUGACUUAUUCGACCGGCGCAACACUCAUCUUGAGCUCCACUGCGUUGUGUUGGGUGUAACGGCAGCCCUCUCGUAACCACGGUCAGGCGGAAAAAAUCAGGUGAAGAUGGUCAAUGUGAGUUUGUGUAAAAGGGACUGGCCAUGUCUUUUCCUUGGUUACUUCCACGGCCUUUGCUCACAAGGCUCCCAGAGUGUCUCGCAUUGAAAAGCUUAAACUUCCGUCGGCCUCCACCCAUGUCCCCGGCAUCCCGACGACGACAGUUCAGCCGUCACCAGCGACGACGUGGUCUCCAAUACGGUUCAUAUUGGGUCACGAUGCGCGUUAAACGGGCAGCGCAAAGCCCGCGGACCCCAUAACAAAUGCCACGCAUGGGUGUGGUUGCUCGUCUAGGCGAAGACUCACGCCGCACCAGCUCUUUGCGCCAAGUACCACAAUCAUUUGGCUGACCGGUUCGGACAGUGGACUAGCGCAUUGGAGAAACAGGGAAAAGUGGGCUCAACUCUGGGAAGCCAUUCUCACGCACUUCGGCGCAUUCCCCACUUCGAUACCAUCACGACGCGCUAAAAGCCGUUGUUUGGAGGGCUGCCCACUGACAGGAUAGUCCAACCACCCUCUCAGGACGGAGAGUCAGUUUGCAAUGGCUCCUUCUUAGUGUAGGCUUUGUGGCACUCUCACUCAGAAUUCAGGUCCCCCUCCCUUUAUUGUCUGCGUGAAAGCCGGUUCGUUGUGUGCGGACCAGGUCCUGUGCAGCAUGCAUAGACAGGCUGUCAGUCAACGCUUCCUGACUCUCUUACCGCUGGACCCUGUUGGGUGAGGGUAUAGAGAGUACAGUGGAUGUCGCGAAAGUCCGCCAUCACUAUAAAAUAAUUCACGCAUAAGACGCCGUCCCUGCACCCAUGACUUCGUGGGCAUACAGUAGACAGUUCAUGACGGCCGAACUGUUGAGUUAGACAGACUUAUCUACCGCACUCUCCCUUCUCUCAACCAUCCUGUUCCGACGGCAAGGCGGCCCGUCUGCGCUAGCCACAUAUGACUGGGUCUCUCUCAUACCAGGCUACUGUAAGGGCGACUCGGGCCACAUGAAUAAAACCGUUAGGAAGGAUCCGUCUCAUCCUAAGUCCUGAGGGAAACCGAAUUAUUCGUCAGUUGACAACCCUCCAAUCCAACACUUUCAUUGCUUAGUGAUAGAUUUAAGGUCGAGAGAUCUAUUACGGCAGUAAAUGCACUGAUGUGCCAUAAGGACUGACUCCCAAGGUUCGGUCUCACUCUCUUCCCGCCUUCAUGCACCGGUCGAUUGUCCAAGACUGUCAGUCAACGUGUGAUGGAAAUGGGCGUAGUGUCUGACGCAGCGUAAAGGCCUAUGUCUGAGGUGUGACACAUACAUGUACGGCUGAGACGAGGACUCACUCGGGCUGUGCGGUCUGAUAAACGCGUGUCCUGACCCGACGCGUCUGCAGCCCAUCUCAUCUGGGCGGACGCCUCGAUACCUCCACCUCUUGACCUCGAUUCUCCGCAUAGAAAACUUGGAAUCUGUUGGCUUUCUAAAGACGAGAGGUCGAGGUCACCACUUCCUUAGUCUCCGUGUGUUGUUGAGUUAGAAUGUGCAUAUUUUUGCACGCACUUUUUUCUCUCUCUCAUUACAUCAGAUUUGCCCCAAUUAUUCUAAAUUACCAAUCUUUACUUCUUUUUCUUAUAGCUAAACUAUAGAGUUGGUUGUGUGACAUGCUCAGGAAGAUUUGGUAAGUGUCACAUCCUUACAUCAUUUCCAGCUUUUUUACCUCCAAAUUCGUCCCCUCUCGCGCCUUCUCCUUGUCCUCGAGGCUAGAUGGCCUGUCUGAGUUUUUUGAUUCGCCCCAAAACUGGGGCGUGGUGUCAGUCAAGUCUGGCCGACCCUGGAGAGUUGAGGAGCUAAGACGCAAAAGUGCCUCUGACUUGCACAAGUUGUGGUAUGUCCUGCUGAAAGAACGCAACAUGUUAAUGACAAUGGAAGAGGAGCACUGGCGUCGCUUGGAACGCAUGCCUAACCCGGAGCGUUUCGAGAAGGUCUGUGUACCCCCCUUUCCUGCCUUUAUUGGCUUGUUUUUUCGUAUUUCUAAAUCAGGGAGUUUGUAAUGUCUGGAUUCGCUGGUUUAACACGAUUGGUAGCAGGGCAGUCUUUUUCGGCGCUACCUCGGCAGGAGGCAACUUUGCGUUUGUCCCAAUCAUCCACAUCAGGCCUAAUAGACGCGAUUUGUUGUUGGUAAAACAGCUGUCUUUCAUCGUUGCCUCGAACAUGCUUCAUUUUUGUGGGGGUGUUGCCCUUAGGGUUUUCAUAGUGCCAUCGCCACAAGGCUCUGUGUGUAUCGGGCAUCCGUCUCGUUAGUCCUGUGCGGCUGUGAUUGCUGAGCUGCGUGCGUGGAAGAUUAACGAAAGCUAAAAGUAUUUGACCAUUUCCACCAGAGAGUCAUUUUCUAAAGGAAGUUUACCGAUUUCGUCUCUCAUGAGACGGUUCGCACUCGCUGCGGCAAUGUCGCAAGGUUGUCUCAGACCACUCGAAAGUGACGACUGAGGUGGUUUGGUCACGUUCUUCUCCAUCUGUCCCGCGGGUGCGCCGCCGAAGGGGGCAAAAAGGUCAACUGAAACUGGACCUUCGAUAUUCGACUUCAGUCAGUGGAAAAGGGAGCGAGCUGAGUUCUUCAGAUCCGCCGCCGCAAGCCCUCAUACGGGGCAAGGUACGAUCCGCAACCUCAUUGAGACCGACUAGGCCAGGUAUGAUCACAGCCGUACUAAGUGACCACUCGACCGUCGUUAUCGAUGAUAUCCACCGCGUACCCCACACGAAAGUGGGCGCAGAAGAAAUUGCCUUGCACGUGACUCAGUUUAUUGUGAUAGCAGACUUGCGCAGUAUCUGCCGCACUCCUCCUCUCCCACCUAGACCCGGCAUCAAGAUAAAAACGAGAAGACUGGAGGUGACGCGAACCUGCACCUGGGCGUUCCAACAUACCCCUGGUCUAAGCAAAAAAAGCUUGGGUUCCACACAAAAACAAUGGGAGAGGGCACGGUUCGGAUUCCACUUGAGUAGGAGUGCCAUAAAGGCCGCAUUAAGAAGGAGCCACUGUAGCCUGACUCUCCGUCCUCAAAGGAAGACGGAGUUAUUCCUUCGAUUAGCAGCGUUCCAAGCCACGGUUUUUAGCGCACCGUGGUUGAUUCAAGCGCAUACCAGAUUGUUUGUAAUGAACAGUAUACUCUGAGACCGUCGACUUUACUCCCUCUUCCCACUCCCAGACAGAAGUCCACUGUCCGAGCUUGCCAGUCAACGGAUGUGGGGAUUGGUCGUAGUGGCUGACGGAGCUAGAGGGCACGUUUGCACGUUCCACGUACAUGACCUGGCCCCCCACACAAAAAAUGCCUCGGAAUUUCACGCAAAGGGGGUGGGCGACGCGGGUCUCACGUGUCUAGGAAUGCUACAGACGCCACAUUAAGGAGGAACCAUUGCAGUCUGACUCUCGGCUCGCCAAUCGACUACUCCACACAAACACGCACUGGGCUGACUGCUAGGUCGGGGUGAUCCCGUCAGUUGGCAAGCUUUCAAUCCACGGCUUUUAACAUACCGUAGUAGUAGUUCGCUAGAUUUUUUAUGACGAGAGAAUGCUCUGAGAGUCGACUUUACUCUCUCUUCCGUUUCCCAUGUACUCAUGGAUUGUCCGGACCGGUCAACCAACUGAUGCCGAGAUUGGGAGAGAGGUGGCUGACAGAACUGAGAACAGCUCGUCUGCGCAUGUCACACAUGCGACCUGGCCACCACAGCAAGAUUUCACACACAUGUGACAGAAGGCCCACAUGGAGAGGGGGCAAAGAACACACUUCCCUCUUACCUGAGAGCUGCCUAGUUCGCGCCUGUGGUGUGUACUCUCAGACGUGUUCGUGUACGGUGCAUAUGUUGAGGGGGAGAUGUGUGGUUAUGUGGUUUAGUCGGUGUUGGUUUGCCGCAGGUUUUCAUGGAGAUGUGUGUGAUCGAGAAGGUUCAUGAAAUUGCUGAAUGUGUGAGGACAAUGCGGGCACUUGAGGCGAUGCCGAUGGGUGUAUGGUGGUGUUCCAAUCAUUAGUUCACCAGUCUCUGCGACAGGUUUGCAAGUGGUUGACCAGGCCGGUGCGAGAUGUGCAUGUGCAGUGACAGUGUGGGCAGGAUAGGUUCGGAGAUGCUGAGUAGACUGUGCUGGUGACGUUGCUAGUGCUGGCCGCACUGGUGGAUGGGGAGUUGUUGGGGCUGGAGACGGAAGAGAUUUCGGGUGUGCAAAGUGGGCCUUUCCUGUCGGUAUUGCGGUGAACUCUGCUGUCGUGGAUACGUGUGUGUCCGAAUAGGCCCACGCGGUGCACGAAUGUGCUUGGGCAGUGCGGACAGUGAAGACGGAUGCUGCGAGUUCAUAUCGGGGUUCCUGGCACUGGUUUGCCGGCCACAGGGCGGUGAACUCGCAAGUGGCCGACCAGACCGAUGCGCGAGGUGAGUGUGCGAUCACAGCAAGGACAGGUUUGGAUCGAAUCCACCUUGAUGGUGGAGGGGACGGUGAUGGUUGUGGUUGAUGGGGCGUUGGAAGUGUUCUCAUCGGUUGCGGGAGUGGGAGAGGUGGUAGUCGUUGUCGCAGAGGUUGCGACGAGGGUGAUUAGAGUGAUUCAUGUUCGACGACAUUGGCGGCGUCGGACGUCAGGAGCCUGAUCACCGGUGGUGGGGGUGGUCGUCGGGGGGGGGGGGGGGGGGGUAUGGUGCAGGGAUGACGAUGGAGGUGCUUGUGGGGGCAGCAGGCGGGUUGAGGCAUUAUUACACCGGGUCCAGAGACGUCCGACGGGGCCGAUCCACGCGCGGAAUGUUCGUUGGCAGCAUGGUCGGGUGUGGACGUUAUGUACAGUAGAUGUGCUAACUCAUGAAAUGUCAACCAAAAUUUCGAAAUGCGUUCUCGUUUCGAAAAGACAAAUUAAGUUGUGUUGUAAAACUAAUCAUGAUGCAGCAUAAAUCUAUAAUGAUCCAGUUACCUCAGGGUGUCGGCUUUCGAAAGAACUUAUUUUCGGCUGCAUGCAGGAUCUAAACUCUGCAAAAAAUGACUACCUAAAAAGUAUGCAAUUUUCUCAUUGAUUUUCGAUGCCCUUGAAAAUUCAAUUAUAUUUCCUGGAAAACAUGCAUAAAAUAUUCAUUCUUUUACUUAUUCGGUAGAAAAUCACGUCUUCUUCCAAUUUCAUACUCAAAAGAAGAACAUAAUUCGGUUUUAAAAAAGUUUCUAAUUGUGAGAUUUUUUAAUACCGUUAAAUGGCCGUUCAUGAAACGUCAUGUAUCUGCAUUUACUAAUGUGGCUUGCAAAGUUAACAAUAUUCCUCAAACCCACUGCUUAAUUUUAUGAAGCUCAUAUGGUCUCCUCUUAACACCGUAGAGAAAUGCAUGCAAUAUUGUUAACUUUACAAGCAACAUUCGUAAAUGCAGAUACAUGACGUUUCAUGAACGGCCAUUUAACGGUAUUAAAAAAUCUCACAAUUAGAAACUUUUUUAAAACCGAAUUAUGUUCUUCUUUUGAGUAUGAAAUUGGAAGAAGACGUGAUUUUCUAUCGAAUAAGUAAAAGAAUGAAUAUUUUUAUGCAUGUUUUCCAGGAAAUAUAAUUGAAUUUUCAAGGGCAUCGAAAAUCAAUGAGAAAAUUGCAUACUUUUUAGGUAGUCAUUUUUUGCAGAGUUUAGAUCCUGCAUGCAGCCGAAAAUAAGUUCUUUCGAAAGCCGACACCCUGAGGUAACUGGAUCAUUAUAGAUUUAUGCUGCAUCAUGAUUAGUUUUACAACACAACUUAAUUUGUCUUUUCGAAACGAGAACGCAUUUCGAAAUUUUGGUUGACAUUUCGUGAGUUAGCACAUUUACUGUAUAAGAGGCGCUUGUGACUUGCGAGCCGCUCUUCUGGACUUAGCAGCGGCGAUCUCGUUAGCUCCAUAGAUUGUUGCUUCAUUUCCCACUGUCCUUCUUCAGCCCGUUCGGUCCUGGGUGAGGUCUUUCCAGGUCUCCAGGUUCUUUUACAAGUGCAUGAGAAAGUUCUUCGGAUUUCCUUUUAGUGUCGUGUUUGUCCUACUUGUCGGCGCGUAUCCGCAGCCGAGUCUCGGGAAAAGCCUAGUUUUGGUUAUCGCUCGUCCUCCAUCCUCACGAGCUGGCCGCUGCAUCACAUUUGCAAUUGCCUCAGUAUGGCGGGGAUUCUGAGGGUUCCGGUUUGUUUCAAGAAUUCCGUGUCCUAGGUUUCGUCGUGUCUCCCCGAAUUUAGUAUUUUCCGGAGACAACCAAGAUGGAAGUGAUUGAGUUUUCUGGCUUAAUUGGCGUAGACGGUCCAGGUCUCCACUCCAUACAGGAGUCUCGCCAAGAUGACAGUUUUUUUGGUUAGGCGUUGGGCUGGAGACCGUGGCGAUUGGACGCUGAGUCCUGCAGCCGGCACAAAACCUGACCGACUUUUGAGAUCCAGUGAGCCACUUCGUCGUAGAUUUUGAUGCUACAUGAGUGUGCAGCCUAUAUGGGUGAUGUUGACAGUGAUGUGAAAGACGUUUUAUUCAGUGUCGGGCGACGGCCGAUGUAUGACCCCUGGUUCGUCUGUGUUAGUGGUCAGCCGAUGAUGGCGCAGCCGAAGGCGGAAAAGGUACGUGCUCCGUCACAUGUCUGGUCCUUUUACGGUGUUGAGCGCGCAAUCAUUCGUGUACAGUUGGUCGUGAAUAAACGCUUCCGGGCCUCCAUGCGCCGACUGUUUAGAAGGUGUUCGUCGGUCCUGUAGGCGAUGCGGAUCCCAGGGCGCUCCUAACGACUGUGCAGAUAAUAUUGCCUUACUUCCUUCAAGGUUUGGUGAUCUGCAGUCUAUGGUCUCACGGGUGAACGAGGCCGCCAAAUCGGUUGGUUUAUCCAUAAACGCUGGGAAGGAGUAGACAGUUUUAAAUACCUCUGGGCGAGGCUGCCGCCGAAUAGACAGAGUAAGGACGACAUUGUCUCCUGAAUUGAUGCUACUCGCCGGGUUUUUCAAGCCCUAGAAAGUGCCUAUGCAUCCAACGCGACAUCUCCAUCGCCACUAAGAUUCGCGUGUACCGUGCAUCUGUCCGGUCUGUCCUUCUCUAUGACUGUGGAUGCUGGGCUGUACGCGUAGAGGACAUGCGAAAACUGGCUGUAUUUGACCACCACUGCUUGAGGACCACCCUUCGAGUGAAGUACACCGCGAUCUCGUCUCAAAUGAGACAGUCCGCGCUCGCUGCGAUGACAUCGCAAGGAUAACCCAGGCCAUACAAGAAAGACGACUGAGAUGGUUUGGGCAUGUUCUUCGUCGUCAACCUCAGGAGCUUAGUGUUACUGCCCUCGACCUGUCACCGUUACCUUAUUGAAGGCCUCGAAGGAAGGGUCAGCUCAAAGCCUGGCUCGACACAGUUUGUCAAGACAUGGAGGUGGUUCUUGGGCCUUCGGUACUCGGUCUCCGUCGUUAGCGAAGAGGAUGAGUUGAACUGUCCAGAUCUGCGGCCGCAGAUCAUCACGCGUGGCCGCAUCGGAGAUCGUGGAUGGGCGUUUGGGAACGGUUCUGAAAAUGCUCGCUUAGCGUUUCAGAAUCUGCGACUUCUCCGUGAGUGUUGUUACGUCGGAGCUGAGCAGCGGUGCGACUCCUUUGAUGCAGGGGCCGUAAAUUGUCUUGAUGGAGACGAAAAGGUUCUUCGUCUUGUUUUGGCCCCCGUACCCUUGGACUUCCCUGGUUCUGUGAUUCAUCUAAACUGCACCAAGCAGCGACACCUGAGGAAGGCGACUUCGCUGACAUCCGUGCUGCUUUUUAUGUAUGCUCUGUGUAGUCCAUUCUUUUCAGCCAGCAGGUUGCGGAUUUAUUCGCUGUACUGAGUACAGGCAUACUGACUACUACUUAGCGUCCGAUGAUAAUACUUGCUCGCACUCGUGACUGUAUUCAUAGCUACUGAUUUCGUCGGCUUCAUGUUGCCGCUUGCGGAAUGAUGACGUUUCAUUUUAGUUAAUGGGGGGACUGAGGACAGGCUUCUGGACGAAGAUAAAGCUUUUGGCACGCCAGUGAAGCAGGUCAUAGCUGGCCACCUCGACACCAUCGCCAUCCGCCUCAAUGUUUCUCAAGGGGGACGUGACAGCAAUCUGCGAGUUGAAACGGGGCGAGUGGAUCAGCCCAAAGGAGGUGAAGGCGGUGGGUCAGGUUAGCGUAGCCAAUAGUCGAACGCUCUCGAUCGGCACGCGAGGAGGGUGCAGUCCAUUGGUAGUUUACCGGACCAAAUAUAUACUCCUACGUUGUGCACACGAUUGAGGAGACGAACUUUGUCCACAGAACACCAGCACCGUUGAUCGGAUACUUCCAGACCACUGCUAUAUUCCGAAUGCACGGGUCAUAUCUCAUAUUCCAAUAUAAGAACUGUCUUGAUUGAAGCCGCAAACAUCGAAUACUUGCCGAUUUAUGUAUUCUGCUACACGCAUAUUCUCGGGGCAUUCCAUCGUGUCCUUAGGCGCACAGCGUUCGACAUGCUUAUCUUGGUCAAUCCUUUUUACAAGGCAUCUGUAAAGCACAUUAUUCUCACAGCGAUGAUAACCGGCUCUGACGGUCACAGGACACGCGCUGCGUACGUGCAUGUGCUAUGCCUGCAGGCAAACAAAACCGAUGUUAGAUGCCUUAUUAAGGGACACCAGCAGCGAUCGGGACGUGCACAACUUCAACGUAAAAUAGACUGCGUGCUCCUUUCUUAUAACUUGGUCGGUCUACUCUUUCAAUGGAAAAGAUCUAUUGAGUUUCCUUUCCACACGGUCGCUUUUAUCAUUAUUAUUAGUGCCAACACCAGUAGUAACAAUAGUGCUUAUAGUAAUAGCGGCAAUAUUAAUGGUGGUAGUUAACGCCGAUAAAGCCUAAUUCCACCCGGGAGUCUUACAUGUCGUUAGAAUGAAGCGUGCUCCUAUGCUUUCAUGGCUGCUGCGAAAGCUUCAACGGUCGAGUAGCUCCCGAGCAGUGGUUAUAUGGCCGUCAUUAGGACGUCCCGAAGAGACGCUAGGUUGAAUGGUUCCUUACAGACCCACCACUUACUCCCCUGGCUUAAAAACCUUUUCAGAUUCGAAGCACUCAUUUUCAGGAGGCAACACCGGGGAUCACUUGUGACUUUAAGAGCACAAUGGCUGUUCGCAAGAUUGGCAUGUUUUAAACGUUUGCCGAAGACUGAAGAUUUGCUCUCAUUCUCAUGAACCUGUUCAUCACUGGUAGUCUGAAUAACCCGUAAUCCAUUUUGACCCAGCUUGAGAAACUCGGCACCUCGGUGAGAUUCGACAGCAAGGGGAAGGCUUUGGUACAGCCGCUUGAGCUACAAUGUACAACCGGGAGCCGUGAGUUUAAUCACAUUUGGGUCAAGUUACCUACCUGGGAAUUUACCGUUGAAUCAAAAUGGAUUUUCAAAUCUGUGAAAACACCCUUUAAUAAUGUUAGCUUGGUAGUCAAUUGGUGUAUUCUAGAUGGAUUACUUAGGCAAUCCUGCCUGGGCAGUCAGCUUAGUGUAUCAGAUUUGGUGAAUUCCAGACGUUCAGUAGGUUAAGCGGUUAACUUGACCCAGAUGUGGUAAACUCACGGCUACCAGCGGGGCCUUGUAGCUCAGGUGGCUAGAGCGUUGGUCUUGCUAAAACCGUCCCUUUGCUGUCGUGGGUUCGAAUCCCACCGAGGCUCCGAGUUUUCUACAGUUGGGUCAAAAUGGAUUAAUUCGCAGUCGUAUUCUACCUCCUCUUAUGUCCUUUCUGAUAGGUUGAAGAAAGCAUGGAAAACAUACUAAAGGUGGUCGAGGAACGUGACAAAGCAAUUUGCGAGUUGGAGCGCGGUGAGUGGAUCGGCCCGAAGGAGGUGGAGGCAGUGGAUCAGUUGGGCCGUCCAGUGACCCGUCUCACUGAGGAACACCUCGAGCCUCAGGUGGCAGGUCGAUCGAGCCAGGCAGAGGAUGAGAAGAUGUGGGGUGCCUGGACUCUGCGCUACCUCCGACGAGAACGUGAGAAACACCUGCGUGCCCAGCGCGAAGCCGCCCGUGUCCGGCGCUUUGAACGUCAGCAGGCGUGGCGCCGGCGCGUCAUGAACAUCUCCGACGAGGACACUUUUGAAAGACCCCAGACAACCGUCGCGAAGACGAGCUAA
Messenger RNA from Spirometra erinaceieuropaei, 21833 nucleotides. Lineage: Eukaryota; Metazoa; Platyhelminthes; Cestoda; Diphyllobothriidea; Diphyllobothriidae. The record is from the annotation of a GenBank genome assembly.